UUCUCAGCAUGCAGUACAAGAAGAUGUUUAAAAUGGAUUUCAGUUUUUCAUUUUUCCUGCCAUGUAUGUUGAUGAUCCUGACCAUUAUUAGUGGCAACACUUGUGCUGCCAAUAAUUUAAUCACUCACAAUAAUUUCUCAGAAACACCAGUAUCACAAUAUAAUCAAUCAGGGAAAGGAGACAUAAACUGUGAACACACCUGCGACAAAGUGAUAUGUUUGAAGGAUGAUGAAAGAAAGUGCCUUGGAAAUGAUACAUCCUUUCUUUGCGUAUGCGAUCUGCUUCCAACUGUUCACAUCCAUUGUCUCCCUAAUGGAAAAAUCAGCCUGUUGUGUGAAAUAGGUGGCCAAUUCAAUGGCAAUGUUCAUUGGACUCUGAAUGGAAAUCCUGUAAGUGAUGGCUGUAUCAAGGAAAAUGGCACUAAAAUUAUUUUGGAAAAAGGUAAACGUGGCAAGUACGUUUGCCAAAGAGGAAAUCACUGUAAGAGUUCUCCUGUUGAAAUGACAUGUGAUAAUGGGGAUCUGUUGCAGCAUCCACUCUUCUUAUAUGUCCUAACAGCCUGUGGAGGUGGAGCGGUUUUACUAGCCGUCACAGCCUCAUUGAUCACAUGUUGCUGCAUGAAAACCAAGCACAAUUUUGUUCGGGUCCCUGUGGAAGACGAAAAGGAUGAGGGCAUAACCAUGUCUGCCAUUUCUAGUGAAAGACCAAAUCCUCCUCCUAAUGGAGACCAUUGUGAAGUUACAGAUGUCCUUGUUGAUAGUACCCCCAAUACUAGUGCACAAAUCUGUGAAACUUUCAAACCGGACCAUAAGGAGGAUCCAAAUCCUUCGGUGGGACCUGAGGUGAAAUCAGAAUGCAGAAGAGAGGAGAAAGAGGGGACAGAAACAGAGUUCCAAGAGGACACAAUUGACAAUGCAGCUCAGGAAGUUAUAGACGACUGUUUUCCUGAUCCUAUUGAUGCUUGAUCCACUGUGCUCCUUUUCCCCUUCUCCAGGUCUGGGGAACUGGAGUUUCUUCAUUCCAAGCUUUCUCAGAAUAGUAUAAUGUCCUUUAUAAAUUACUUACCUGCUAAUAGCAUAAGCCUACAAAUCAUUUAAAAUUAGCUCCAAAUGUGAUUUUCUGCUGUGUUCCUAUUCCUAAAGGCAUUUAUAGAAAUGAUAUAGAUAUGAGAAAUCUAAUUAUCAGAUACCCAAAUUGGAAUAAUUUCUAUUCCAAGUCAAUGUUUGGCCUUCAAACCCCCAAGAUUCUUGGCUCAUCUUAAGUAGACAUACAAAUGAUGAAACACUUUUGAGGAAUUCUAGCUCUUUUUACACUGAAAUCAGAAUCAAGAAUUCUAUAGAAAAUUCUAGAGAAAGUUUUAAGCUUCCUUGCUGAAAUGUUUAGCUGUUGCAGAUUUUUGUGAUUAAACAUGUCUACUUCUGUGCUAAGUGUUUACAUGAACCAAAACUGGUUCUUGAACCAUAAAAUCCAGGGGUUAGUAGCAGGCUCCUUAAACUACACAGGAUAUUCUCAAACUGCCUAUGACAUUUUGGGUUUUCUGCACCCUCUUUCAACAGCAGACCAUACACCAAUGUUUGGGGUCCAGAGAUUUGUCUCAGCCCAUAAUUUUCAAGAGCCGUCUGAAUUAUGAACA
Molecule: messenger RNA, 1633 nt
Organism: Pantherophis guttatus
Lineage: Eukaryota; Metazoa; Chordata; Lepidosauria; Squamata; Colubridae
Source: RefSeq, a predicted model, not a curated record